CUCUGAGUUGUCAUGUGACGUUUACAGGCAGAGGAGGAGAUCCCAUGGAGAAAAACCACCUUCUGGGUCUCAUCAAACAAAAAACAGUUAGCAUAGGUGGUCGUCUGUUCCCGGUUUGUUUGUCCCGUUUACACGUCCAACAUGAUGGAUUGGACUAAAUACCAGCUGUUCCUCGCGGGACUUAUGCUGACAACUGGAUCUCUCAACACAUUAUCAGCCAAAUGGGCUGACAUGUUCUCAGCGAAGGGUUGCCAUGAUGGCCCUCAACAUAAAUUUACUCACCCGUUUGUCCAGGCAGUGGGUAUGUUUCUGGGCGAGUUCAGCUGUAUUGCGGCCUUCUACAUGUUACUUUGCUAUGACAGACGUCGCCCAGAGCCCAAGGUAAACCCAGGCCAGAGCUUCAACCCUCUCCUCUUCUUCCCACCCGCCAUGUGUGACAUGACGGCCACCUCCAUCAUGUAUGUUGCUCUCAACAUGACCAGCGCCUCCAGCUUCCAGAUGCUGCGUGGAGCCGUCAUCAUCUUCACUGGUCUGCUUUCUGUGGCGUUCCUGGGGCGACGCCUGCUACCCAGUCAAUGGCUCGGCAUCUUCAUCACCAUCUUGGGCCUGGUCAUAGUGGGCCUCGCCGACUUCUUCAGCGGGCACAAAGACGACACGCACAAACUUAGCGACGUCCUCACAGGAGACUUGCUGAUCAUCAUGGCUCAGAUCAUUGUUUCGGUGCAGAUGGUCCUGGAGGAAAAGAUUGUCUACAAACAUGAUGUCCAUCCUCUUCGGGCUGUUGGUACUGAAGGUUUCUUUGGGUUCUUCGUCCUGUCGCUGCUUCUCAUCCCGAUGUACUUCAUCCACGUCGGCAACUUCAGCGACAACCCACGGCAGGUCCUGGAGGACGCGCUGGACGCCUUCUGUCAGAUCGGACACGAGCCUCUCAUCCUGUUGGCUCUGCUGGGCAACACGGUCAGCAUCGCCUUCUUCAACUUUGCUGGCAUCAGCGUCACUAAAGAGAUCAGCGCCACCACCCGCAUGGUGCUGGACAGCCUGCGCACGCUGGUCAUCUGGGUGGUGAGCCUGGCGCUGGGCUGGGAGCAGUUCCAUGGCCUGCAGGUGCUGGGCUUCCUGGUCCUGCUGGUGGGUACAGCGCUCUACAAUGGACUGCACCGCCCCCUGCUGGCCAGGAUACCGUGCUGCGCUGCCAUGGCGAACACAGAGGAGCAGGAGGACAGCCCCGGAGAAAGAGAGAGACUGCUGGGGGACGGCAGUGUGCAGGCCGGCGACCAGAGCUAAGACUUGAGUCCCGACGACGUCCCAGCGAACUGGGAAUAAAAUGAAAAAUGAAUCACCAUCUUUUUAAAGUGUAUCAAAAUGUCCGAGCUUCUACACCAAGUGGUUCCACUUGUUAUUGUAAAUAAAUAGCGUCUCCUUCUCUAUGUUGUAGUUUUAAGGCUGUAACGCACACUAAGAAAAAAAAAAAAGGGAACUGUCAUUAAAUCACACUUGUUAAAUGGUGUUUUAGUAUUUUUACUCAGGCCUGUGUUGACCUACAGAAGACAAAUACAUGUAAUGAGAUGUAAUGUGUUGACAAAAAAAAGAGAUAUUUUUAAAAGAAAAUACACUUCUGAAACAAC
Messenger RNA from Perca flavescens (yellow perch), 1625 nucleotides. RefSeq names its product solute carrier family 35 member F6 (gene slc35f6). The record is from RefSeq and is a predicted model, not a curated record. Gene Ontology annotation, cellular component: intracellular membrane-bounded organelle; membrane. Gene Ontology annotation, biological process: transmembrane transport. Bases 142 to 1284 code for a protein of 380 amino acids. The transcript is spliced from 6 exons. Gene Ontology annotation, molecular function: transmembrane transporter activity. Lineage: Eukaryota; Metazoa; Chordata; Actinopteri; Perciformes; Percidae.